Messenger RNA from Oreochromis niloticus (Nile tilapia), 2495 nucleotides. It is a transcript of the gene tada2a, whose product is annotated as transcriptional adaptor 2A. The record is from RefSeq and is a predicted model, not a curated record. The coding region runs from base 128 to 1465 and encodes 445 amino acids. The transcript is spliced from 15 exons. Gene Ontology annotation, cellular component: SAGA-type complex; nucleus. Gene Ontology annotation, molecular function: protein binding; zinc ion binding; transcription coactivator activity. Gene Ontology annotation, biological process: chromatin remodeling; regulation of transcription by RNA polymerase II. NCBI's taxonomy places the organism in Eukaryota, Metazoa, Chordata, Actinopteri, Cichliformes, Cichlidae.
ACGCUGAGUACUGAGUUAUCUGAGCUCGAUUAGCUGUGCCUUCACAAUCAGGGUCACUUGCAAGCUUUGAAAAAUAGAUGGAACCUAAACGUCGAUUCUGUUAUUAGUUUCAUUUAAACGUAAUAUUAUGGACCGCCUAGCAUCUUUUGCAAAUGACCCCUCCGAUAAACCGCCGUGCAGAGGUUGUUCAUCGUUUCUGACUGAGCCUUACAUCAAAUGUGCAGAAUGUGGACCGUCACCUUUCCUGCUGUGCCUCCAGUGCUUCACCAGAGGAUUUGAGUACAAGAAGCACCAGAGUGAUCACAAAUAUGAAAUCAUGACGUCAGAUUUCCCCGUGCUGGAGCCUGGGUGGACGGCCCAGGAAGAGAUGGCCCUGCUUGAAGCCGUCAUGGACUGUGGCUUUGGAAAUUGGCAAGAUGUUGCGUAUCAGAUGCGCACUAAAACCAAAGAGGAGUGUGAGAGCCACUACAUGAAGAAUUUCAUCAAUAACCCACUCUUCUCCUCCACCCUGCUCAGCCUGCGGAAAGCAAAAGACUCUCGUGUUGCAGAGGGCGCUAUUCCUUUUAAACCGUGCGACGAUCCCCCUCGGCCCACAUUUGACUCGGUGCUGUCUCGCGACAUGGCUGGAUACAUGCCUGCCAGAGCCGAUUUCAUGGAGGAGUUUGACAACUAUGCAGAAUGGGAUCUGAAAGAUAUUGACUUUGUGGAUGAUGAUUCAGACGUCCUUCGUGCAUUGAAGCUUGCAGUUGUUGAUAUUUAUCAUUCAAGAUUAAAGGAGAGACAACGGAGGAAGAAGAUAAUCCGAGACCAUGGAUUGAUCAACCUGCGGAAAUUCCAGAUGCUGGAGCGAUGCUACCCAAAGGAGGUGCAGGAGCUGUAUGAUGUCAUGAGAAGAUUUGCCAGAGUGGUUGGACCAAUUGAACAUGACAAAUUCAUCGAAAGUCACGCACUGGAGUUUGAGCUGAGGAGAGAGAUCCGCAGGCUGCAGGAGUACAGGAAAGCUGGGAUCAAGUCUUUCUGCAGUGCCAAGGUGUACGAGCGGGUGAAGCGAAUGCGUGAAGACGAGCGGAGGAAGAGGACCAUGCUGUGUGACGUGCUGCAGUACAUCCAGGAUGGCAGAGCCUGUCAGCAGUGGCUCAGCAAACAGGCUGCAAUAGAUGCUGGAAUCACUCCAGCUGUCACAACAAUCACAGUGUCAGCAACAGGUAGGCGGAGCGCCCCUCCUCUCAACCUGACCGGACUGCCGGGAACAGAGAAGCUCAACGAGCGGGAGAAAGAGCUGUGUCAGGUGGUGCGGCUGGUACCGGGCGCAUACCUGGAGUACAAACAAGCUUUACUUAACGAGUGCAGACGGCAGGGCGGGCUGCGGCUGGCGCAGGCGCGGGCGCUGAUCAAGAUCGACGUCAACAAGACUCGCAAGAUCUAUGACUUCCUAAUCAAAGAGGGUUACAUCACCAAGGCGUAGGAGUGUUUGACCACAGUGGGAGGUUCGCUCGUGGUUAGUGAUUAGUUUGUUUUUAAUCUUGUAAUGUCGUCAGUUCAAGUUUUGUAAGACGUUCAGAUUGUUGCUGCUUGUUUGAAGUAUUAAAACAUUUGUUAUUGUGUGUUUUAGUCCAAAUGUACUCAAGUCUUGUAUAAUUGUGAGAAGAACAGGGGAUUGUAUUAAAAUGAUGUAUUUAUUUCUCCUGAUAUAAAGUGUUAGAAAAUGACCUGAUGUACAUGUUGAUAUUUUUAAACUGUAAAACAGCCGCUUGGAUUAAAAUUCUUGGUAACUUGUUAGUUUACUGUAGGUUUGAAUUAAUAGGCAGAUUAGUUUAGUGAAAUUAGGAACCAGCGCACCAUUUGGUCACAAAUGUAAGGCUUGUUCACUUGAAACCAUACAAUUUAGUAUAUUUUAUAGUAAAAAUAUAUUUAUAACAUGAAUAUUUACUUUUUUCUUUAAAAAUCCACCAGAAAUCCACUAAUGACUAUGAACUGUACAUAUUAGGCUUUUUUUUAGCUGUUUUUGUACUUCCAAACAGAGAUCCCGUUUGCAUUUGCAAAAAACAAGUGAUGAAAGAAGCUCUUUUAUGAAAUGAGUGGUUUUUCAGGGCUGCUUAUAGAGCAAGGUAACUGGGUUUUUUUAAUCAGAUGUUGGUGUGAGUGGUCUCUGCCCAUUCAGCUACUCCUGGAAAAACACAAAAACUAUUCUAAUGAUUGUCUAACUACGUCUUUAUUGGUUUUUACUGAGGUGUCAAAACUCAUCAGUAAGGAAGAAGUCAUCAAAUGUUGUUUUUAUGGGGGAAAGAGUAUAAAAAGAGAUCAUGUUAAAAAAAUAAUUUCAUUGUAAUUUUUUUGGAAAGCUGCAGAGGUGAAGGUUAUAUAAGUGGCACGAGCCAUGUAACUACAGCAAUGAGGUUUAAAAUGAUAAUAAGCAGCAUCGUCUUGAGAAUGUCAUGGCUAUUAAAUUUGACGUAGUUUUAAUUAAUGCAAACAAUAAAAUCAAAGUCACUCGA